UUGGGAAACCGUAGUAACAUCCGGAGGGGCCUCGUAGGUAACGCGAUCAGUAGCUGUCCUGAGACUGCACAGGUGGCGGGAUGGGUGCCCUGGGCCCCGCCCCGAAGGGCGUGGCCAACCAAAGGCGCGAAUCUGCGGGCCCCCGCGCAUCCGGCCUGGCCGUAUAUGAAGCCAGGCGGUGCGCCCGGAGGCUCAGUGCUGGUUCUCCUUAGACACGACAGCACGCUUCUCGGUCACGCGCUGGAGCCACUUAUGGAUCCCACAGCUGAAGAUCCAGUUCAGUUACUCAGCAAUAGCAAAGAGACUUCUGUGGACUCUUUCCUUCAAACAGUUGAGGAAAUCGAGGAGUUCCUCAAGGAUGUCUCUGAGACAUAUAAGGCAAAAAUGUCAGCUGCACCAGAACCACAGCUCCAUAUACCUCUGGCUGACCGUGGUGAAGACAGCCAACAUGAGUCAACCCAGAGGAUGAUGACUCCUCUGAAGUCUACAAUGGUGACCUUCUUUGAUGAGAGAAGACCCACAACCUCCCAGAUGACAGAUGUUAUUGACAACCCAAAGACAACAUUCACUGCUUGCCAAAAGAUAACUGCAAAUAAGAUAGUGAUCCCCAAUGAAGGUAGUCAGAUGAAGACCCUCAGUGAUGACCAGAUCCUCUAUGGAGGCCAGAUGACAGUUCCUAAAGAGAACCACAUGAUGACCUUCAGUGCUAAGCAGACCUUCACUGAGGGCCAUACAAUGACUUCCAGUGGUAAUCAGACCCUGAAUUGGAACCAGAUGACAACACUGUGUGAAGAACAACAGAUGAAGACCCUCAGUGGUGACCAGACCCUCUAUGGAGACCAUAUGACCUUCACUGGGGGCCAGACCCUCUAUGGGGGCCAGAUGGAGACCUACAGUGGUGACCAGAUGCUCUAUGGAGGCCACAUGACCCUCAGCGGGUACCAGACCCUCUAUGGGGGCCAGAUGAAGUCACUUAGUGAUGACCAGACCCUUUAUGGAGGACAGAUGACCUACAGUGGGGACCAGAUCCUCUAUGACAGCCAGGUGAACACCUUUGGUGAUGACCAGACCCUCUAUGGAGGUCAGAUGAUGACCCUUAAGGGGCAUCAUAUGACAACUUCCACUGAUGACCACACUGUCUAUGGAGACCAUAUGAUGCCACAUCAAUCAUCAUCAUUGCCAUACCCAGGAUUCCUAUACUUUUCCAGUUCCCAUUUGAUCUAUGGACAAACCCUAGAAAAGCAGAAGUGCAACGUCAAGACCCAGAGAUGUCAAGUCCAGAAGAAUCCUAACGUUUUGAAGACCUACACUUGCACAUACCAGGACUGUGGUAAAUCAUAUACUAAGCCUUCCCACCUCCGGAUCCAUGAGCGCAAACAUACUGGGGAGAAGCCCUACGAAUGCAAUGUGAAGGGAUGCACAUGGAAAUUCCCCCGUUCAGAUGAGCUCAGCAGACACAAGAGAAAACAUAGUGGGGAGCGGCCCUACCUAUGUACUAAAUGCAACAGGAAUUUUGCACGAUCUGAUCACUUAAAGCAGCAUCAAAGAAUCCACAGAUAAUACUCGCCCAUGACUGAACUCAUCAAGCCAUAAGAAAAUGAGUACAGCUGAAAGACUCCAUCUACUAAGCCUUUGUUUGCUCUGUACCUAGCACUGUGCCAGUAUAUAGUUAAGUGCUUAAUAUUAUUUGUAAGCUUUUAAGGUGUUUUUUCCCCCUAAAACGUACAAGGAAUAGAUGUAUGCAUUUCAAUAAAAGCAGAAGCACUUUUCAUUCA
This is a messenger RNA of Felis catus (domestic cat), 1775 nucleotides long. RefSeq names its product Kruppel-like factor 18. The record is from RefSeq and is a predicted model, not a curated record. NCBI's taxonomy places the organism in Eukaryota, Metazoa, Chordata, Mammalia, Carnivora, Felidae. Gene Ontology annotation, molecular function: DNA-binding transcription factor activity, RNA polymerase II-specific; RNA polymerase II cis-regulatory region sequence-specific DNA binding. The coding region runs from base 166 to 1560 and encodes 464 amino acids. The transcript is spliced from 4 exons. Gene Ontology annotation, biological process: regulation of transcription by RNA polymerase II.